Molecule: messenger RNA, 1290 nt
Organism: Komagataella phaffii GS115
Lineage: Eukaryota; Fungi; Ascomycota; Pichiomycetes; Pichiales; Pichiaceae
Exons: 1
Coding region: 1-1290 (429 amino acids)
Biological process (GO): positive regulation of transcription elongation by RNA polymerase II; transcription elongation by RNA polymerase II
Cellular component (GO): Cdc73/Paf1 complex; nucleus
Molecular function (GO): RNA polymerase II C-terminal domain phosphoserine binding
Source: RefSeq, a predicted model, not a curated record
AUGUCCCAGGAACUUGAGCAGAACAGACACUCUGGAGAAGAGUCUCCUGAUCCAGUUUUAGAUGCGAAUACCAGUGAUGUUGAUGAUGAUGGGUUAGACCUUUUUGGAGAUGACGACGACGAACAACCUGAAGCAAAGCCAGGUCAAUUGGACGAUUCAAGCAACGACGCUGAGGAAGAUGAACAAGAGAAAGCAGGUAAACCCGAAGCUAAAGUGACUUCACACACAAAAUCCGUAUAUGAUAAUGGGGAAACCCUAGAUAUCUCUCUGCCUAUACAUCCCAAGAGUCACAUACCCCAAGGGAAGCAAGACAGAUGGGUAGUAAAAUUGCCAGACUUCUUGGACAUCAAUGCGGAACCAUUCGACCCUAGGCCAUUCGAAAUGAAUGUCAAAACACACGAAGAUAAGAAUCAAGAAUUGCUGGACAAGCUUAUAGCGGUGAAUACUGUGAGGUGGAGAUAUGCCAAGUCGGAAACUGGUGGAAUUUUCAAAGAAACUAACUCGCAAAUAAUUCAAUGGGAAGAUGGAACGUACUCGUUGAGGGUCGGAAGCGAAAUUUUUGACAUGUUCACCACUAAUACUGAUGACAACUAUCUUGUUUCAGAACAUAACGAGGAGGGGAUUUUAAUGACAGAGUCCACACUAUCCAAGUCUGUCAAAUUGGUUCCGGCUUCUUUCCAAAGUACUACUCAUCAAAAACUCGCAAAGGCACUUUCAGCCAAACAGAAAAAGGAAUCUUAUGCCAGGAGCGUCGUUACUAAGGAAGAUCCAGAGGAAAGGCAGAGAAGAUUGGAAUCUCAAGAAAAUGAACGAUACAGAUUGGAACGUAGAAGAAAACAAGCUGAAGAAGAGGAGGACUACGAUAGUUAUGCCGUGAGUACUUCAAGAUCAAGGCCAUCACGUGCCUCUCAAAUGUACAACGCCGCCGAUGAAGAUGACGAUGACGAUGAUGUUGCCAUUGGUAGAACUCUAGCUAGCAGGCGAAACAAUGGGUACGAAGACGAUGGGUUUAUUAUCGAUGACGAAGAAGAAGAAGAAGCUGUUGAAAAUGAUUCCGCUGAUGAAGAGUCUGAAAAUGAAGGUGAUGAUGACGAAGAGGAUGACGAAGAAGCAGCUGAAAGACUCAACCGACUUAAGAGGGCUGGAGCUUCGAAAUAUACUAAUGAGGGCGAACAAGCACAAUCUGAGCCAGUCAAAUCGGAAGAGGCCGACAACGCCAGCCAAAGGGACGAUGCGCCGCGCAAGAAAAGAAGGGUCAUCCUAGACGAUGAUGAAGAGGAAGAGGAGUAG